CUGAAAGUAAUAACACAGAUGCAAAUAAUGAUCGUGCAAGUAGUGGAGUGAGUCAACAUUCAUAAUAAACUCGUUAUCGCGGUCAAGAGCAGGAUUAAAUUUUUUCCGCCUGUUAUCAACACACACCUUUACUUUAAUAUAAAUAUAUAUAAUAUAAAUAUAAAUAUAUAUACUCCAUCAAAAGUACAAUUCACAAUAAAAAAUUGCUGGAUAAUCAUACAAAUUAUUUAAAAUCCCGUUUCAUGAGUCACGAGUAUCGUGAUAACUUUCAAGUGAUUUUUUAAAAAAAUAUAUUCAGUUGAAAAAUAAAGAUAGCGUUUGUAGUUGAAACAAGUACGGAAUUAUUGUAUUAAGUAUUAUCAGUAUUAAAAAAUAUUUUUAUUGUGAGGAGUCUGAUUAUUGAAUAAGUGAUUCCGGGAUUAGACGGUAGAGUGGCAGCUUUCAUUUGAAUCUUUGCCAUUGCCAUGGACGUAAAAAUAAUUAUUUUUUUUUGCUUGACAUGCGUCGGAAUAAUAAACGCGCAAGGCUCAUUUAAAAGUGGAUACUGUCCACUGCAAAACAGGGUAACGAGUUGCAUGCCGACUUGUAUGAGUGACUACCAAUGUGGAUUUAAUGAAAAAUGCUGUCCCAAUAAAUGUAACUCAAAGUCUUGUACAUCACCGAGUCCAGUGGGAACUGGUUACGAUGGGGGAUACAAAGGCUCUGGAGGUAAUGACGUCAAUUGCGGGGGAAGUACGUGCAAUCGAUAUCAAAAAUGCGAAUUUAAUCGCUCUACCAAACGUUACGAGUGCGUUCGCACAUAAAAUUAUUUUUAGAUUUAUUAAUAAAACCUGAAUUUUAUGAAUAAUCCAUUCUUAUGAUUUAAUCAAUUAUUUUUAGAUGAAUAAUUGUAAUGUAGAAAUGAAUUGUUUUAAUAAAAUAAUAAAGCAAACCAUAGGAAUAAUAAAAUGUUAAAUUUAUCUUUGAAAUUGAAUUGUGACUCAAGAUUUUCAUUGGAUUUUAUGAAAAUACUAAAUUUCCGAGUAAUUCUACAAGAGUGAAUGGAAAUCAACCGGAAAUUUGGUAUUUUUAUAAGAUUGAAUGAAUAUCUUUUAAAAGGAAAUUUAUAAAAUUAGUUUUGAUGAAAAAUUUUGUUUAACGUGACGUAAAACUUGAAAAUUUUUAAUUUUCCGAGCAUAUAAAAAAAUGUUCGACCUGAAAAGUGGAACUUACGACGCGCAUUAAAUUUUUGAAGCAAACUUGCGAUAUCGCAUAUUA
This is a messenger RNA of Microplitis demolitor, 1257 nucleotides long. RefSeq names its product waprin-Thr1. The record is from RefSeq and is a predicted model, not a curated record. Gene Ontology annotation, molecular function: peptidase inhibitor activity. Gene Ontology annotation, cellular component: extracellular region. Bases 465 to 803 code for a protein of 112 amino acids. The transcript is spliced from 3 exons. Lineage: Eukaryota; Metazoa; Arthropoda; Insecta; Hymenoptera; Braconidae.